Staurois parvus is the source of this 567-nucleotide messenger RNA. The record is from the annotation of a GenBank genome assembly. Lineage: Eukaryota; Metazoa; Chordata; Amphibia; Anura; Ranidae.
GGGUUACUUGCCACCAACAAAUACACACAGAGACACCUGUACACAGAAACAUGUAAACACACACACAGAGACACAUGUACAUGCACACAUACAGACACAUGUAUACACACACAGGCACGUACAGACACGCAUACACACAGAUACAUGUACAUACACAGAAAUACACAUACACAGACACAUGUACACACAGACACAUGGACAUACACACACAUGUACAUGCACACACACAUACAUGUACAUACACACAGGCACAUGUACAUGCAUACACAGACACACACAAACACACAUGUGCACGCACACAAACACACACACCCUAUAAAAAGUUGCAGUACUUCGUUGUUCACUCACAGAGCCGGCUACUGCACUCUAGGGGGAGGCAGAGAGCGCAGCACACACUCCUUCCUUUGCUUUCACUGCGCUCAGCUAUUGAGCAAUCUGACCGCUCCCAGUGCCAAUGACAGAUCCGGCCUGAGCUCCGAGCCUGCACAGCAAGUUCGCCCUGUGGGACACACUCGCCCCCACCAUAAUUUCCACUUGCCAUUGGUGAGCAGGCGAGUGGAAAUUUCA